UAAAAUCACUCAUUUAUUAUUUCCGCGAAUCGCUGUCUGUUCCUUCCGCCGCAGUUUCCGCGUCAAUCACCGCCGGCCGUCCCGCCCCCUCUCACUCUAAGCCAAUCGCAUGGUUUGACGUUUUGUGACGUAAUUCUAAUAGUUUUGAAACAGAGUUUUGAGUCGAAAACGAAGCGAAAGAAUGAGUCGUUUAUUCAGUUCUAAAGAGAGGAGAAUCAUGGCCUCUAUAUAUCCGACGAAUCAGUUCUUCGAGUUCUACGAAAUGGAUUCUCAAUGUCUUCUCGACUCUGAAGACAAUCCGCUUUUCGGAUCGACUUCUUCUGCAUUUUCCUCUGCAGACGAUUUCGCUCUUGAUUUCUGCGACGGUUGGGCUCUUCGUCCUCCCGAUCAAUGGUCUCCAACCGACACUUCCGACUGGAUGCGCGCCUGGGCCAUACACAACGGUGUUGCGGACCUGGACCUUGCUCAUCUGCUCUAUAACCCAAUGCCGGGCUUCGAAUUGUGUCAAAUGCGUAGAGAGUACUUCACGUCCGUUUGUCCGGCUUUCGGACACCAGAUCUUCGACGCUCUUCAUCAAACGCAAUCCCAAUUCCGUCCCAUUCCUCCCCUCUCUUCCUCCAACUUCCCUUCCGACCUCUUGACCACAACUUGUCUCGAUUUGGACGCUCAUUGCUGUCAAAACGCUUCUCCAUCUUCCGAUUCGGACCGCGAGUCCACGGCCUCCAACCCGACGGCCGUCAAUGAACGCAAACCUUUGUUUUCCACUCAAAUGUGCGCCAAUUCUCUGGCCGUCGACUCAACUCCCGUUCCUACUCCACAAUUGGCCGUAAAGAGAGCUGGACGCAGAGGAAGGCCUCCGAAAAAGGACGCAAAAGUCAGAACAAAAGGAAAUGGAAAACUUUGGGAAUUUAUUCGCGAUCUUCUGCUCAAUUCGGCGACAAAUCCAGGAAUGAUUCGAUGGGAAAGACGUGAAGAUGGCGUCUUCAAGUUCGUCCAGUCCGAUAAAGUGGCCAAAAUGUGGGGCGAACGCAAACAAAACCCGAGAAUGACUUACGAAAAGCUAAGUCGCGCAAUGCGAUAUUACUACAAAUCGCAAGUUUUGCUUCCCGUUUUCGGCCGAAGACUUGUCUACAAAUUCGGUCCAAACGCGACGGGUUGGCGACCGUCUGAGUGCAAGUGAGGGUCAGUGUUGGGUCAGUGGGUCUUUGGGUCGCUUCUCAGUCAACGAAAGCCUCAUUCGUUCGCAUUUUUCAUAUUUAUUAAGAGCUUUAGAGAGAAAGCCUAUAAACCUAUAAACCUAUGCCUUAGUCUUUGAUAUUGCGUCAAUCCGUCCGUCAGUUGUCCGCCGCCGACACCUCUGUCCUGUAAAUAGUCAUCACGUGUACUCCCGAUGAUCUCUAGACUCAUUGUAAAACCGGUAGACUUUAUUUUGUUGUGUUUUUUGUAGAAAUUUAGAAAACGUUUUGUUUUAUAGAAAUUUUAUGCAUUUGUUAUUUGAUUUGUUAUUAAAGACA
Oppia nitens is the source of this 1514-nucleotide messenger RNA. Its product is annotated as LIM domain-containing protein jub-like. Bases 182 to 1180 code for a protein of 332 amino acids. Gene Ontology annotation, cellular component: adherens junction; P-body; nucleus. The record is from RefSeq and is a predicted model, not a curated record. The transcript is spliced from 5 exons. NCBI's taxonomy places the organism in Eukaryota, Metazoa, Arthropoda, Arachnida, Sarcoptiformes, Oppiidae. Gene Ontology annotation, molecular function: sequence-specific DNA binding; transcription corepressor activity; DNA-binding transcription factor activity, RNA polymerase II-specific. Gene Ontology annotation, biological process: regulation of transcription by RNA polymerase II; cytoskeleton organization; cell differentiation.